Messenger RNA from Psylliodes chrysocephalus, 903 nucleotides. The record is from the annotation of a GenBank genome assembly. NCBI's taxonomy places the organism in Eukaryota, Metazoa, Arthropoda, Insecta, Coleoptera, Chrysomelidae.
AUGUGGGAAAUGUUUAAAAAUAUGCAUCCCGGCAAUAAAGUAUCCUACGAAAUCCACAGGACCAUUUUCACCACAGAUUUUAAUAUAGCUUUUGGUUACCCACGAACAGACACGUGCAGCACAUGUGAUGAGUACCUAGCUAAAAUAAAAAGUCUCGAGCAUGAAAAACAAAAUGCAAGCAAUGAAAACCCUGUAUACACGUCUCCAAAUAAAAAACAAAAAAUAGGUCGAACUAAGGAAGAUAUAACAGCUGAAAUAAAACAACUGACCACAUUACAUGACCUGCAUUUAUACAUAAGAAAAUUGGAUUUAUUUUGUGACUCCUGCGGUGGGCAAAAUAAGAAUUACACCUUUUUCCGCUACUUACAUAAUCUUGUUCACCAGCAAAAAAGAUUUGAUUCUGUUCGAGUUACUUUCCCAAUUAGAGGCCAUUCUUAUAUGGAAAAUGAUAAGAAUAUGGGAAUCAUCAAUCAGAAAGCCAGAGUUGAAACAGUGAAGGAAUUAUGUGACCUCGUCCAAUCUACCAGAAAAAAACCUUCGUCCUUUGUAGUGGAACAUCUUUCAGAAGACAAUCAACACAUUUUUCAAAAGUGGACCGAUUUGAAUAAAUUCUACAAGAAAAAAGCUAGCUUUCCAAUUCAGUCAAUAAGGCAGUUCGAAGUUUCAAAAGAACACCCUAGGUUGAUCAAGUAUAGAGACACAUAUAAUGGGACAUGGACCUCUGCAGUUGUGAUGGAUAGAAAAUCUAUGGUCCUCAAAAACUUGGAGACAAACAACCAAUUUUUUCUUCCCGAAAUAUCUUACAAAGGUCCAAUACCAAUUUCGGCGGCCAAUUUGCAGAGUUUAAAAAAGUUCUGUGGAAAGGAAGCUCAAGAUUAUUUUACCUCACUGGUGCAUAAUUAA